This is a messenger RNA of Danio rerio (zebrafish), 843 nucleotides long. NCBI's taxonomy places the organism in Eukaryota, Metazoa, Chordata, Actinopteri, Cypriniformes, Danionidae. The record is from RefSeq and is a predicted model, not a curated record.
GGCAAAUCUAAUGAGCAUCUCAUAUCACCAAAUCUCUUAAACACAACAAAGACCGCAGCUAAGCUUCCAUAUAGUGUUCAGACUUGGAUAAUGUGUCACUCUGGGGUUUCAUGUGGCUGUUUGCUGAUUCAAUGCUUGUGAGCGGUGUAAAGGUCCCAGCCUUUGGAAGUAGUGUCCUUCUAACCAGUUUUUGGCAAUCUAUUACCGAAGCAAAUGCAACCCCUUUAUUGAAAAGUGAUUUGACAACAGAAGAAAGAAAAAGCUUUGGUGGAAAGUGCUUCAACUUUUAUGAGAGAGCAUUGGUCAAGAAAGCAUGGAAGAAGAAAACGACCCUUCUCCAUUCAGACUCCCUCCGAUCUUGAGGCCUCCAUUGAGUAUCACUGGACUUUACAUUCCAAGAGACAACAGGGUCUACCACAAGCACCAGAAUAAAGGACUAAACCAACAGGCUUGCAGAAAGAUGACUUCCAGUUCUCAGAAGGAACACAUUCCUGCUGUCAUUAAGGGACAUCGACACUUCAGUUUCGGAGGAUCUGUGUUACCUGAGUCUGUCAUCAUUGAGCAAUAUUACAACCUUACACUAACUAAGAAGAGUAAUGUCCGACUGAAUGACCAGCUGAUUCCCAAGCCAACAGACAUCGAUAUGAGUACAAAGAUGAUUAAAGUUGAUAUCCCACGGGAACAUCCAUACAGCUCCCACAUCGCCCGGUAUCCUGCUGUAUUUCCAUCAUACCGAUCACCAGCAGUACAGUCCUCCAUUCCCGCAGCUCCUGUUCUUGUGUGGCGGCACCAUCAAAGAAGCAAAAUAUAAAAUGAAAAAUAAAACAGUAGUAAAUAUGUAAA